Lynx canadensis (Canada lynx) is the source of this 2082-nucleotide messenger RNA. Its product is annotated as mucin-3B-like. NCBI's taxonomy places the organism in Eukaryota, Metazoa, Chordata, Mammalia, Carnivora, Felidae. The record is from RefSeq and is a predicted model, not a curated record.
AUGUUCUCUUCUCUAUCCUCCGCCAGUGUAAAUUCAAUGCUCACAACCACCCCUAACUCUCUUCCUACAUUCUCACCUCUCUCUGGUAUGGAAAAUACAGGGACUUCUGUCACUGCUUUCACUACUCUUUUUUCAUCCGAAACUACAAGAACUUCUCCAACCAUGUCUUCUCUAAAGACCUUUGCGACUGAAACAACCACCACUUGUUUUAUUUCUUCUACUACCCCAUGUCCAGAAUCUAUAUCAGUUACGAUAGUGCCUGCCUCUCCCACUACUUCAUGUAUGGAAAUGGGUCCAAGUAGUGAAGUUACUUCGAUGCCUAACAUCCCAAUGUCAGUGUUCGCCUCUACUACUGAGAUGGUCCCUAGUUCCACCAGUAUGACAACUGUGUUUCCUAGGCAUAUGGACACUUCUGCUUCCGUUCUGGAAACACAUCCUACCAACAGCAUAAUGGAUGCUCCUAGUUCUAUCAGCACUGGGACUGUCCCCAGUUACACGGUUUUGAUAAGCACUCAAAGACCCACCAGUGGAAGCUGGAUGAGCACCAAUUCUGUAACCGUCCCAUAUAUGCCUGGCUUCAUGAGCCUCCCACUGACCAUGAAACCAAGCAGCAGGUUUCCAACUGCUGUGGUGACUUCAAUCAAGUUGACUCACUCCACCCCACCCACCAUCAAGAUUCCAGAAACACCGGUAGUCAUCUCUCAGGCUACCACCACCCUUAUGUCACCCAGGGCAACUUCAACCACUACUCAGAUGACCACACAGUCUAGACUGAUUACUUGCCCAGGCACCUGUGACCAUGGUGGCACCUGGAUGCUAGGCCUAUGCCACUGCCCUUUGGGGUUCUCUGGGGACCACUGUGAGCUCCAGGAGAUCAGGUGCCAGAAUGGAGGUAAAUGGGAUGGCCUCAAGUGCCACUUCCCUAGCAUCUUCCAUGUACUGUUGGAGUUUGUGGUGGAAGAGGUGGAUCUGGACACUGUGGGUGCUGAAGGGGAUAUGGAGGGGUCUGUUGACCAGGAGAUCUCCCCUGACCUCAAUGACAACACUUCCAAGGCCUACGAGGAUUUCAGCGACACCUUCUGGGAUCAGAUGCAGAAGAUUUACCAAAAUGUGCAAGGAUUCAAGGAUGUGGAGAUCCUGUCCCUGAGGAAUGGCAGCAUUGUGGUGCCCUUUAGCCUCCAGCUGGAGAGCGAGUAUGAGAAGGUGAAGACAGUCUUGAAGGAGGAGCUCCAGAAUGUCAGCCACAAUGGGGGCAGCUGCCGGAGUGAGUAGACCUUGUGUUUUAGGCCUGACUCCAUCAAGGUGACCAAUGACACCAGGAAGGAGCUGACCCUGGAAGCCAUCUGUCGCCGCGCCACUGCCAAAGGCUAUGAGGAUUUCUUCUUCCCCUCGGUGGAGGAGAACCGGCUCUGCUGCGUCACCAAAUGCACGUCGGGCGUGGAUGGCGCCAUCGACUGUCACCAAGGCCAGUGCCUUGUGGAGAGGAUCGGUCCCGCUCGCCGCUGCUUCUCCACGGACACGCGCUGGUUUUCGGGCCCGCGCUGCGAGGUGGCUGUCGCCUGGAGGGCACUGGUCGGGGGCCUGACGGGGGCCGAGGCUCUGCGGCUGCUGGCGCUGAGCAUCUUCGUUGCCCGCUACAGCACAGCCGGCCGAGGCGGAGGCAGGGAGCGCGUUGGGGGUGGGCGUGAGGGCGGCAAAGGGGUCCCCGCUGGGGCGGUCCUGCUCUGCCCGCGCGUCGCCCCAACUCAGGUCCUGGGGCGGCGACGGAUGUGCGAUGAGGACACUGUGGGGACGUUUUCGGACUUGGGCUUGGAGGACGAGCGAACAGUCAAGGAUGAAAACUUCCAGGUGGCCUUGGAGGACGUGGACAUCAAUGUGAGCGUGAGGGCGCCAAGAGGGGAUGGGGACGGGGCUGCCAAAGAGCUGGACCUGGGCUGUGACCUCAUCUUACCUUUGGGGGUGCUAAAGGGGCGCCACCAUAUCCUCAAGUACCUGCUUCUCCCCUGCCCGGACACCUUUGAGGCCCAGAAGCGCAGCCCUUGGGAGUUGCCAAUGGGCAAGGAUGAGAGGCUGCGAGUGUGA